Syngnathoides biaculeatus (alligator pipefish) is the source of this 2225-nucleotide messenger RNA. Its product is annotated as gastrula zinc finger protein XlCGF8.2DB-like. The transcript has 2 exons. The record is from RefSeq and is a predicted model, not a curated record. The coding region runs from base 283 to 1245 and encodes 320 amino acids. Gene Ontology annotation, biological process: regulation of transcription by RNA polymerase II; central nervous system development. Gene Ontology annotation, molecular function: RNA polymerase II cis-regulatory region sequence-specific DNA binding; DNA-binding transcription factor activity, RNA polymerase II-specific. NCBI's taxonomy places the organism in Eukaryota, Metazoa, Chordata, Actinopteri, Syngnathiformes, Syngnathidae. Gene Ontology annotation, cellular component: nucleus.
UAAGUAUGGGCGGGGAAUUACUUUUUUUUUUUUUAAAUCUAAAAAGCAUUUCUGCCAUCUGACAAACGUUUUCCUACUCUGUACUCUUCCAAAUGACGUGUUUAUUUGGUGUUAAUUCCGUUGUUCAAUAAAGAUGUUUAAAAAAAGUCAAACAUGACGGCUGAUGUACGCAUGCGCAGUACAGUGUGUCGCGACCACUGGUUCCGUUUUGUUUCACGAUUAAUAACCUCAAGUGCGCCCUUGUGAGAUAUUUGACAGUAGGGCAAAAAACUUGCUGUGAAAAUGUUGAAGGAGUUAGUCAGAAAACGACUGAUAGCGGCCGCCGACGAAAUUUUCAGCUUGUUUGAAAGAACGAUCGCUUCUUACGAGGAGCAACUUUGCCGAGCGACCGAGGAGAACGAGAAACAACGUCGACAACUGGAAGCUGCUUGCUCAAAGACUCACGGUGAAGACUCAGAUCCAGAGCCCCCUUAUGUUAAAGAGGAAGAAGAGUAUGUCGAUGUCAGCAAAUUGCCACUGAGCUUCAUCUCUGUGAAAAGUGAAAAUGACCAAGACGAAGCACCCGAGUCGUCACAAAUACAUCAACACAGUCCAAGUGGAGACCACCAUGGAGUACCGCCAGCAGCAGACAACCUAGCUCCACUGUCACAUAGCGAAGACACGGAAGAAUUGUCGAGGAGCGGUACGGACUGCGAAGGUGACGACAAACGUUUGAAGUGCUCUAAAAAGGAGACACAAAAGCGUUUCACCUGCUCGGUUUGUGGCAAAAGGUUUGCUCGAAAGUCAAAUAUGGUGACACACAUAAGAACACACACCGGAGAAAAACCUUUUUGUUGUUCAAUUUGUGGCGAAACAUUUGCUCGCAAGGUCUCCUUGGUUGGACACACGGGCACGCAUACAGGAGAAAAACCGUUCACCUGCUCCAUCUGCGGAGAGAGGUUUGCUUAUAAUUACAAUUUGACCAGACACAAGCACACACACACGGGAGAGAAGUCCUUUAGUUGCUCUAUUUGCAGUAAAAUAUUCAACCAAAGAGGCAACAUGGUCGCGCACAUGAGAACGCACACAGGUGAAAAACCUUUCCAUUGUUUGGUGUGUGGGGAUCAGUUUGCUUACAGAGUGUCAUUAAUUUCCCACACAGCGACACACACGGGACAAAAACCCUUUCGAUGCUCAGUUUGUGGCGAAAGCUUUUCUUAUAAGUACAGUUGGACCGCGCAUAUGCGCAAACAUGACCGGGAAUAAAAAAAUAUCCUGCUUAGGUGAGUGAAACUGUCCUGAUUUAUGAGUUCAGGUCUUUCCUUGUAACUUAAAACACUUGAAUCUCAAAUCAGCUUUCCUCACUGAAAUGAAUGAAAAUGCCAUUAAUCCACUCCAGCCCUUGUACGCUUUUUGGUGUGCAUCUUGGUCACUAGGGGGCAGUAUAAUGCAGACAGUGAAAAUUAAAGAAGAGUUUCACAAGUGACUCAGUAAGAUGGUGUAUUAUGAGUUUUUGCUGGGGAUGAAGAAUUUUAUUAUUGUAAUAUUGUCUGUACUACAUCAGUGGAUCUCAACCUCCAAUUGAGUCCAAAGGGUUUGGUGAGUCAGGGGUUUGGCAGAGGACAGGAUAGACAUUGAAAAUAAAUGUGUUGCUCAUUUCUCAAACAAUUCUCAUCAGAUUUACUUUUUGUCAAUGUCAAAGUGUGUGCUGUAAGAUAACCUUACACAUUUCACAGAGGCCUGUGAAAUGUAUCACCUCAUGUGUCAUAAAUCUCUUUUAAUAACUCUGUUGCUGUGCAAAGAUGUGUGUGUGUACUGUUUGUCUAUGGGAAGUUUAAGAGCUCAAAGUGACUGCAAAUUUAUGAUAGCUGCAUUCUUGUGGGCUUAAGAGCUCAAGGUGACUGCAAAUUUAUGAUAGCUGCAUUCUUGUGGGUUUUUAUAACAGGAAGAACUGUGUCUAAUCAGAGGACACCCGGCCUUGAAAAGAUUAACUGUCUCUGUAUAACAACUUUACUUGUCUUGUGAAACCUGCUCUCCCCCACCCUAUGUGUGAAGCUCAAUAAAAUGUGUGGUUUUGGAGGGGCUCGGAGAGAGUCUUACGUGCGGGCUGAAGAAUAUGUUCUUCUUCCCCGAGUUCUCCCCAAACUGCAGUUUGGUAAAAAAUAACUCUGCCUCUGUCUCAAUCAUUCUAUCCUGGUGCCGGAGGCUCUGGGUCCACAUUGAGUGAGAAGUCCGUGCUUUGGACC